Molecule: messenger RNA, 1311 nt
Organism: Dufourea novaeangliae
Lineage: Eukaryota; Metazoa; Arthropoda; Insecta; Hymenoptera; Halictidae
Product: pro-resilin-like
Cellular component (GO): extracellular matrix
Source: RefSeq, a predicted model, not a curated record
AUGCGCUCCUCUCCACCUCCCACACCCAGAGACGGUCAUUCUAAUACGAUGGUUAAUACACGUGGAUAUGCAGCGCUAAGGAUAAACUGUAACAAAGGGUCCGGCCGGUAUAUAAACUCUGCCGUGGAUCAUCUUCUCAGUUCGCUUCGCGUCUUCGGUCAUAACAGCAAUAUGAAUUACCACCAGUUAACGAAGGUGCUGUCGGUGCUCUUGUGUCUCAGCAGCGAUGCACUCGCUGGACUGUUGCCGAAUGGUGGUGCGGGUGGAAGUGGCUACCAGUACAACAGACCAGGCGCAGGAGGAUUCGGCGGUGCAGGUGGAUUCGCCGGGGACGUAGGCGGUGGUAACUACAGGAGACCAACCACAUCGUACGGACCACCCGGAGGUGGCGGUGACGGCGGUGGUUUCGGUGGACGUCCCUCGACUGCUUAUGGAGCACCAGGACAAUUCGGUGGCGGCGCCGGUGGUGCUGGCGGAUAUCAGGAUGGAGGAUACCAGGGCGGUUACGGUGGUGGUUUUGGACGCGACAAUGGCAGACCUCAACCAUACAGCUUCCAAUACGAGGUCUACGAUCCACCAAGUGGCAACGAUUACUCCCAACGUGAGAGCAGCGACGGCAACGUGGUCACAGGGGAAUACAGAGUUCUGUUGCCUGACUCGCGGACACAGAUCGUAAAGUACAUGGCUGACGAUGCUAAUGGGUACACGGCUGACGUUCAGUACGAAGGACAGGCCCAAUUUUCACGCGGUGGCGUUGGUGGCGGUGGUGCCGGAGGAUACCAAGGUGGUACUGGAGGAUACCAAGGUGGCAGGGGGGGUGGCUUCGGAACCGGCGGAUACAGCGACGCCGGAAGCAAUCAGUAUCUACCGCCCCGCAACAAUUACCGGAAAUGAUCGUAAAAGCAUUUAAAUAAAAGGGGAAAAAACAACAACAAAAAAAAAUGGGACAAAUCUCCCGAAUGCUGGGCGACAACCAUCACGGACCUCCCUCGUUUUUACAGCUUUUUUUUUUACACACACCGAAACAAUCUUCUACCACUGAGUCACAUUGCACAUUUACAUUUAAUAAUCACCACCCCUCCCCCUCCACUGGUAUUUAACUUGUAUAUCGGUUAGGAUAAUUUAAUUUUUCUGUUCACGCGCCAAUAUAUUCCCGCGUAUUUAUGUGUAUACACAUUACUCUGUACAUGGUAAUUGUUUAUUCUUCUUCUUUUUUUUUUAUUACGAAACAUACACUUGUAUACCUUCUGCUAAGCGAAUCGUCGAACUUAUAUACGCUUGUGUACGUAUUUAUGCGAGCUUGUAGUGAAA